Molecule: messenger RNA, 1063 nt
Organism: Hymenoscyphus albidus
Lineage: Eukaryota; Fungi; Ascomycota; Leotiomycetes; Helotiales; Helotiaceae
Source: the annotation of a GenBank genome assembly
CAACCAAAGACUCCCAGACUUCUUUUUCUUACGAGGGGGAUACUUAUGGUGACUCAACCGCUCACUUUGAAUUUACUGAAAGUAUGUUGAUGGUAGCCAUGAAUGGCUUUCUGGCUGUGGCCGCUUUUCUUUCUUUGGCUCUUGCUGUGCCCAAAUCCCCUCUUAGCCCGAAAUGCCCUAUCAUCCUCGACGGUCGGAUACCCAAAGAUACGCCAGUUUCGACAUUUGAUACGGAUGCCUCGCCAUUCGACCCCAAAUAUACCAAGGGACAAAACCUUACCUGGUCCCAGAUAAUCAAGUAUCCAAGAGUGGCUCCCUCGAAGUUUGACGAUGAGGUCAAUGCAAGACCAAUCGAGGUGACCAUAAACGAUCAAUCACUUUUCGCCUCCGGUGGCACCAACGUCCAGUACGGAUUCCGCCGGGCAGGUCUUCUCUUGGGUAACGGCUCUGAUGCCAGCAACACUGGAAUCAGAACUUUCCAUUGGAGUAUUCGUCAAGAUCCAAGCCGAAAGUUGAAUCUGACUCAUGAGUAUAUGCUUGUUUGGCAUGAAGCGAAUGAUUUUGCCAGCAACCAAUGGAGUCUAAAUGCGGGAAUCUUGCUUGAGCAGGACAAACCCAAGGAUACGAACGGAUCCACGACUGGAUUGGAUAAGAGUCUGUGGAAGAUUUUGGAUCGCAAGAACAAUGUUAUCUGGACAGGUUUGAUCGACUUGUACGGAUGGGAAAACUUUGGAAUACUCAUGGACCACGAGAAGAAGUGAGUUCAUUCUUUUGUGUCUUCUCGUAAUGAAGCUGGCAACUGACCAACGUCAGCACUAUUCAAGUCUUCUACUCAAAGGGUUACUACCCUCUUCAAUCUGUCACCAAAUCGAUCUCAAAUGACAACAGUGGCGGAGGGCAAUUCCAGAUUGGGGUGCUGAAAAAGCCAACCGAAACCGAGAGUGUGGUAUUUGAUGGCUUCCAAGAAGCAGGCAUCGAUGAGGGCCAGAUUUAUGGUGGUAUUUUCGUCGAGAAUAGUGCUCAAGAUUGUAUUUCUGGCAGUGAAUUUCAGAGUCAUAUCUAA